This is a messenger RNA of Acanthochromis polyacanthus (spiny chromis), 1948 nucleotides long. It is a transcript of the gene cfap53, whose product is annotated as cilia and flagella associated protein 53. The record is from RefSeq and is a predicted model, not a curated record. NCBI's taxonomy places the organism in Eukaryota, Metazoa, Chordata, Actinopteri, Pomacentridae. The transcript is spliced from 8 exons. The coding region runs from base 117 to 1709 and encodes 530 amino acids.
UACCCUCAGCAGGUCUGAGUUUCAAACUCAGAAAGAGAUAAACGGAGCUAAACGGAAAUAAAAGGAGGUGAACAGAGCCGAAAUCCUAACAUGUUGCUCGGACAAACUAGAACCAGAUGUCGGGAGUUUACUGGACCAACACCGAACUCAGUGGCUGUGAAAGAGAAGCCUCCAGUGGACAGACAGAAACGACACGCGGCCCAGAUGACUGUGGACGGACACAAACGAGACGCGGCCCAGCACCUCCUCCAGUUCUCCAAUCAGCUGCAGCGGAGCGGCGCCCAGGGGGCGUGGCUUCAAAGCUCCGAGCGACGCUUCAUCAGGGAAGACCUGCAGCGGAGAGUGAAAGCUACAGUGAAGCAGCAGGAGGAACAUCUGGAGAGGAGGAGGCUCAGGUUUACUCAGAUUACUUCACAGUACUCCACGCUACUUUACCUGUGCGUCAUGUGACGUCAGCAGGAGACGAUCGACUUGGCGUUCUGCUGCAGGAGGAGAAGGUGCAGCUGCUGCAAGAGAUGGAGGAGAAGAAGAAGGAGGCUCUGGAGGAGAGACAGGUGGAGAUGAAGGAGAAAGUGGAAGUUUUGAGAAACCGAAGAGAGAUGGAGAGAAAACAGCUGGUGUCAGACAGGAUGGAGCUGCUGUCCAGCAGUUCUAAAUGGUUUUCCUGCUGGAGGGAGCAGAGCGAGGAACUCCGCAGCCGACAAGCGAGGAGACGGCAGCAGCAGGCGAGUCAGGAUCAGGAGGCUCAGGUGAGGAUCAGGGAGGAGCUGCAGCUUCAGCAGCAGCAGGAGGAGAAGAUGUUCGACGAGCUGAUGGAGGCAGAGCGACGGGUCGAAGAACAGCAGGAGAACCUGAGAGUCCGGAGCAGGAGACAGAAGAACCAACAGCAGCUGGAGGUCCUGAAGAAGCAGAUGGAUGAAGCCGAGCAGCAGAAACAGCAGCAGAAGAAGCUGAAGGACGAGGAGACCAGACUGCUGCUGGAGCAACAGAAGACGGAACAUCUGCAGGAGCAGCAGCAGAAGCAGCAGAAGCUCCAGAACCAGCAGAACCGACGGCAGCAGCUGGACCAAGACUGCCGGCUGAAGAUGAAGCGUCUGGCCAGAGAGCAGCGAGCAGAACUGCAGCUGAACAAGAACAUCCUGGAGCAGCUGCUGCAACAAGACACCGAUGAGAAGCAGGAGGCCGCCAGGAGAAAGGUGCAGCUGUGUGAGGAGCAGCUCCGGUACCAGCAGCAGCUGUCUAAGGAGCUUCAGAGGCGGCAGAAGGAGGACCAGGAGACAGAGCUGCUGCUGGACCAGAACCUGGAGGAGGUCUGGAAGAAGAGGGACCAGCAGAACCAGCUGCAGAGGGAGGCCAGAAGGAGGCUGAUGGAGGAGGUGAUGGAGACCAGACAGCUGCAGGUCCAACAGAACCGCGACAGGAAGCAGCAGGAAGUCGUUCAGCGUUUCAGAGAUGGAGAAGAAGUGAAACAACGGAUGGAGGAGCUGAAGCUGAAGGAGCAGGAGGACCAGAGACGACGGUACCAGAUGGAGGUCCAGUACCAGGUGGAGCUGCAGGAUCAGAUCCGGCAGCAGAAAGUUCAGAAACAGAACCAGGACCCGGUCAGGAGGUCCAGAUGGUCCAGGUCUGCCCCCCAACACCAGCAGAACCCAACCCAGAACAAAGAACUGAACCAGAAUGUUUCAUUAAACUCUUCAGCUCUGACCUGAACUGAACUUUUGUCUGAAGCCUCAUUCUGGACUUCAGUGAAGAUCACAACAUCUUCGUGUUCUCCACUGUGGUUCAUCUAAAGUCCUGCAGCUCUGAGGAACCAUAACAUCAUGAAGGAGAAGAACUCAGAGAUGUUCGUCUGUCGGUAGAACGGUGGAAACCAGAGAAAAUAAACACUCCUUUGAUUACUACGUUUAGAAAAUGAAAUAAAACCUGAACCAGAUGUUUAAACUCUCAA